CCUGUGUGCGCAGAGAUUAAGAACUAUAUUUACACCCUUUACGAAUGUUAAGUUUGUUUUAAUUACUGGACCAGUAAGCAAGUUUGUCCACUCAUCGAUGGAGCAGUUCUUAAUUCUGUGACCCUGUAACCGUAAAUAAGUAGACGCAAAAUAGCAAGAAAUCUAGCGAAGCAUGCAGAUGAUUAUUUCACGACGAAGUGCGGUGUAUCCUAUCUUACCUGGUGAAAAUUUCAGUUCGGGAAUUUAAUAUCUACAUACGUGGCAGAGUUAAAACUCCCACAUAGUAAAUAGUUCGACAGGUUAAAACGAUUGUUUAUCAUCAUAAAGAUCCCAAGACGGCCAACUCUCGUGCAAGUUUCAUCCGGAACAGUUCUUCAAGAUGGACACCGGUGGAUAACCCAGAUGACGGGGCGGUAUUUUACCUACCAUGUAAACAAUCACUGAUCUGACCGUGGACUCCGGUGAUCUUUAAUGAACUAAUAAUGGUCUUGUGGAACUAGAUAAGGAUAAGCUUAUAACUUUUGAACACCGGAGCAACGAUAUAAUAGAUUUAUUCAUAAAAUGGAAUUGUUGGAACAGCAGAGGAAAUUAUUUGGAGCAAUGUGCACGAAUUUGAUCAAAAAUGUUUACAUAAAAUAGACUCUGAAUGGGGCCGUGGAUUUAAAUUAUCUUUGAAGGCAUAUGGUCUUUAAUAAGUCACUGAUUAAGAGAAUUACUGAUUUAAAUAGUUCUGACCAUAAUGCUCCAAAUGUCUCGUGAAGUUACAGAAUACGGAUUGGACUUCACUGAAUCAUACACCCGGGAUUCUUUUAACGGUAUCGCUGAGAGAAUGAACCUGUCCAGCGAAGAGCUGGACAUCAUAUUCACUGCAGUGGACACGGAUGGAGAUGGAAUUAUCAAUAAGAGCGACUUAAUGUGUGAAUCUCCUCACUUCAACAGUACGCCUAUCCGGCGAAAGACCGAUUUGUCUGGGAAAUCUAAACAUCCUUUUAAGAACCUUGCGUCGGAUUUUAGUGUUUUAUCGACUGAUUGCCAAGAGCAGGUAUGCGAAUUGUACCAGCAGCUACAUGCCUCCGACCACUCGGAGCUGUUACAGAACUUUGAAUCCAUCAUUCUCGGGGUCCUAAAGGACGUCCGCUUCUACCAGGUGGAAAACGAACGUCUGGAAAAGUCCUUCAAAAGAGAGAAAGAACAACAUGAACGCCACCUUCGGGAAUUGGAGGAUGAAAUGGACAAAGAGAUACAAAAAUUGGAGGAGGCUUUUAAAGCGAAGGAAGAAGAAAGAAUUGCUGCAGAGAAAGCAGAACUUAGGAGAGAGGUGGACAAUGAGAUUAAAACACUUCAACAAAAUCUUACAAAAUUACAGCAGGAUAAAUCUGAUCCAAAGGGAUCCGAAUUAGAAGAACAAGUGAAUAGUGUGAAAAUAAAACUAGAUGAAUUGACGGGAGAGAAUAGAAGACUCCGUAGUGAACUCACAGACGCACACACAAAUCUCGCUCUGGUUAGAAGUGAACUCGCAACAGUUCGGCAACAACACAAAGAGAAAUGCCAAGAGGUGUCGAUGGAAAAGGAAACCGUGAUGGAAUACAUAAAAGAACAAGACAAUUUAACUCGACAACUUCAUCUACUACAUGAUGCCAACAAACAACUUCAUGACACCAAUGACGAUCUCAGACUUGCCAUUGAAAGCAGACGGCAAAGUCAAAGAACAUCAAUUGCAAGUGCUUCCAGUUCCACACCAAACACCUGUGGUAAAGACAGGCGAGGCUCGGUGAUGAGUGAAUACUUCCUCGGAAACCGCACUGGACCACCAUCAGUAAGGUCAUGUAAUCUUAGUCCUGCAUCAUCCGUUAUUGAGGAGCCCAUUUCCAGACAACUCACUGUUAAUAACUCGUCCUAUUCACCUCGACGCCUUCCUACCAGGUUGCCAAGAGAUGACACGUGCGAGGAAGACAACUUAGGCGAUGAUAUGGACAGCGGACAUUCUACGUUGAGAGAACACAAUGAUAUAGACACAGAAUCAGAGGCACACUAUGACGAUGAUAUUUAUAGACAUAGACUCUUCACCCCCAAGAUACAGUCCAGUAGACUAGUAGAGGAAACAGAUGAACCGGAAUCUCAUGACGAAACAGAAGCAGAAUCUGUUUUCCCUAACGACAGUCGGACCCUUCCGUUACAUUCCCGGCUUGGUGCACCAAGUCUUAGGUCUUCCCGCACAAGUCUUAGAUCUCGUGAGAGCAGAAAUAACCGUCUGCGUCGAAUGACAACAAGUCAAGAGUCUAUCAGCUCUUCUAAAGCCUCUCGGGAUCCAGAGAGGAUGUAUAAAAUAGUCCUAGCAGGCGAUGCUGCUGUCGGGAAGUCCAGUUUCAUAAUGAGACUCUGCAAAGGGAAAUUUGUACCCAAUCUUAGUUCUACUUUAGGUGUUGAUUUUCAAACAAAAUUGCUGGAAGUUGAUGGUAGAACCAUUGCCCUGCAGUUAUGGGAUACAGCCGGUCAAGAGAGAUUCAGAAGCAUAGCAAAGUCAUACUUCAGGAGAGCAGAUGGCGUUUUGUUGUUGUAUGAUUGUUCAUAUGAGAGAUCUUUCAUGAGUGUUAGGGAGUGGGUAGACUCUAUUGAGGACGGUGCUCAAAAGAAAGUGCCGAUUAUGUUGUGUGGAAAUAAAUCCGAUUUGCGAGAUGAAUCUGAAAAACAAGGUAGAAAGGUUGUCAACUUUGAGGAUGGGCAGAAACUAGCGAGGGAAUUUGAAGGGCUAUUCAUUGAAACAAGUGCUAAGGAAGGCUCAAAUAUUGUUGAUGCAGUUACGGAACUUUCGCGACUUCUCAUGGCAAGCGAAGAUUUUGAGCUUGUGACCUCAGGACUUCAGCUCAAGACUGAAACUACAAAGACAAAAUCCUCCUCUUGUUGUGACUUCUCACCUCUAAUGAAGAUUUAGAAGUGAAAGCCUCGGGGCUUCAACUGCACGACCCAAACUAUGAUUCCAGUAAACGAACAAAUUGUUGUGGAAGAUCGUCAUGAAAUACAAAACUUGAUAUAUCGUUGUGGAUGUUUUGUAUGGGAUCUUGUGAUUAAGGAAUUUUGAUAUUUUUUGCAGACUUUUAACAGCUAAUGAGGACAUAGAAGUAAAAUCAUCUGGCCUUCAGCUGCAUAGUGGCAAUAUGAAGGAAAAAUCUUCAUGCUGUGGAUCAUGAUAUGUACAUUUGUACAAACGGUUUUCUUUCUUUCUUUUUUUUUUGUCAUUCCAUAUUGCGUGCUUAUUUUAAUUAAUCUAUCAGGGCAAUGCUUAAUUAGCCAUUACAAUUAAUUUGCUGAUAUAAUUUGAAUUGAUAUUGUCAAACUGAAUCACUUUGUCAAUGUUUUUAUUUACUAUAUAUAUAUGGAUGUGUAUAAUAUGUUAUUUUGUGCAAUAGUUUAGGAACAAUACUUUUUACAUGUAGUUUUCGUAUGAUGGUUGUUAAAAUAUGUGAAAUGUAGUUUUCGCUUUCGAAAUUUCAUAUGUUUUAAAAAAUAAUUGCACUUUCAGUAGUUUAUUUUUGUAGAACAGUGUAAUGUGUAUAUUUUGGACGUCCAUGUCUCAUUGUAAGAUGAUAGACAGUUAUUCAGUUUUGCAUUUAUAUACUUUGUUACAUAUCAAAGUUGAGAAUGGACACAGCGUAGCUGUUUUAUUUACUUAUUGUCUAGUCUUAUCCAUCGCUAUACUUAGUAUAUGCUGGUAAUCGUUUGUUAAACAUGACGUCAAUUUUGUUAAGUUUUUCCUCUUGAAAUAUAAGAUUAAAAAAGAAUUUACAAAA
Molecule: messenger RNA, 3788 nt
Organism: Ostrea edulis (European flat oyster)
Lineage: Eukaryota; Metazoa; Mollusca; Bivalvia; Ostreida; Ostreidae
Product: ras and EF-hand domain-containing protein homolog
Exons: 18
Coding region: 740-2932 (730 amino acids)
Molecular function (GO): GTPase activity; calcium ion binding; GTP binding
Source: RefSeq, a predicted model, not a curated record